AAACAGAAAAAAAAUCACAUGACCACUCACUCUCUCUCUCUCUUUUCUCACUACCUUUCCCCUUCGUUUCUUUUCACACACUGACUGACUGUCUUCACUCUUAUUUUUGCAUAUGAACAAAAACAAACUCUGUAAACAUUACUCUCUCUUUGGCCGACAAACCUGAAGAAGAGUCUAUUCUUCUCCCUCUCCUUAAUUCAAAACCUUCACAUUGUCCCCAGAAGAUUCUCUAUAUGAACUAGGCCUUUUGCCUCUUUCUUCUUCGAAUAGAAUCAAUGGGUAGAGACAUUCUGCUUCCGAGCACUCUCAUUCUCCUCCUCCUUUCAGGGUUUGUCUCUUCAGCUCCUUCAGCUAACUCUCCAGCAAAGAUUAUCAAUGGGUUCAUCACAAACCACGGCUCUUCACUCAUGAAAUGGAUUUGGUCACUCAAAACCACCUCCAAGAAAACAACAAUUGCAACGAGAUCGAUGGUGAAAUUCGAGGAUGGGUAUGCAGUAGAGACGGUCUUCGACGGAAGCAAACUCGGCAUCGAGCCUUACUCCGUCGAGGUCUUGCCUAACGGGGAGCUCCUUGUUCUCGAUUCCGACAACAGUAACAUCUACAAGAUCUCUUCUUCUCUUUCUCUAUAUAGCAGGCCGAGGCUGGUUACUGGCUCCCCUGAAGGAUACGCAGGUCAUGUUGAUGGGAGAUUGCGUGACGCUAAGCUUAACCAUCCCAAGGGUCUUGCCGUUGAUGACAGAGGCAACAUUUAUGUAGCUGACACUGUUAACAAUGCUAUACGCAAGAUAAGUGAAGCAGGAGUUACAACAAUUGCUGGAGGCAAAACGGGUAGAAAUGGAGGAGGAGGACACGUGGAUGGACCAAGCGAAGAUGCAAAGUUCUCUAAUGACUUUGAUGUUGUUUACGUCGGAAGCAGUUGUUCCCUCCUCGUCAUUGACCGUGGCAACAGAGCUAUCAGAGAGAUUCAGCUUCGUUUCGACGACUGUGCUUAUCAGUACGAGAGCGGGUUUCCUCUUGGUGUUGCUGUCCUCGUGGCUGCAGGUUUCUUUGGUUACAUGAUGGCUCUCUUGCAGCGCCGGGUCGGUUCCAUCGUCUCUUCUUCUCAAAACGUUAGUGUUUUGGAUCAAGAAACGUUCGAAGCUGAUCCUGAUCAGAAGAAACCAUUCAGACCGUCUCUGAUUCCGAGUGGAGAUGAUGAGCAGCUGCUAGAGAAGCAAGAUGAGAGCUUCUUGGCGUCUAUGGGAAACCUCGCUUCAAACGCUUGGGUUACCGUUACAGAGAUGCUAAGAAAGAGGCAGCAGACAGCAGCAACAGGCUUUCAGGAGUACCACCAAACAAAGCAGUCUUCUUCUGCUGCGUUUAGCACAACAACAACUCCGUGGCCGAUCCAAGAGAGCUUUGUGAUCCCAGAGGAAGAUGAACCUCCUCCUGUUGAGCAUAGGAACCAAACACCGAGGAAGACUUAUGCUUUCAUGUCCAAAGACGCGGAGAAAAUGCAGCAGCUGCGUCAGAGCCGUGCCUUCUACAGUAGCUGGGAAGCAGCUGCUGAGUUCCCAAACCAGCAACAGCAACAGCAAAAGCAGCAACAGCAGAAGCAGCAGCAUAGAAGGCAUUACUCGUCGAUCCCACAUACUUAUUAUGAGCAGAACAGUGAGAAGACUAAUGAGGUAGUCUUUGGGGCGGUCCAAGAAAAGAAGAGCAGCAAGCGUGCGGCUAAGCCUAAGGAGUCUGAAGAUCAGAUAAAUAAUAGUAUUAAUAAUAAUACUCAACAGAAUCUUCACCACAGAGCUCAUUCUGUUAGUUACCCGUAUGGAUACUAUCCACCAUAUACAUGAAAAGUCUCUGAGUGUUGGAUGUUUAUGGGAUUAUAAGUCUUAUUGAAUAAGAUCAUGCAAGGAGAUUACCAAAAUUUUGGGUAUAGGUGGGGGGUGUUAAGAUUUAUUGUGAAAGAUUGGGGAGAUUUUAAGUACUUAGAGAUGCUGGUCUUGUAAGAAAAGUUGCAAAAUUUUAUUGCAUUCAGUAAUAUAAAUAUAUAUGAUCUUUGUGGAAAA
Molecule: messenger RNA, 2051 nt
Organism: Raphanus sativus (radish)
Lineage: Eukaryota; Viridiplantae; Streptophyta; Magnoliopsida; Brassicales; Brassicaceae
Exons: 5
Coding region: 276-1835 (519 amino acids)
Molecular function (GO): protein binding
Source: RefSeq, a predicted model, not a curated record